AUGACCUCCCGGAUCACUAUCUUUGUCACUGGAGCCAACACUGGCCUCGGUCUGUACACAGUAAAGGCCCUAUACAGAUCAACCAAUGUAUACACCAUCCUGCUUGGUGCUCGAGACUUGAUCAAAGCUACAGCUGCUAUCGAAGAAGUCAAGCGAGAAUAUCCCAACUCCACAAGCAGCAUCGAGCCAAUCCAAAUCGACCUUGAGGAUGACGCUUCGAUCGCUCAAGCGUUCGACGCGGUCUCUAAGAAACAUGACAAGAUAGAUGUUCUUCUUAAUAAUGCAGGGGCGCAAUUCGACCAGCAGGUACCUAAGGGUAACAUGACCACCAGAGACAUGUGGAACAAGUCUUGGGACGUCAACGUGACUGGCACAUAUAUAGUGACCGAUACCUUCGCUCCACUGCUUCUCGAGUCGUCUCAGCCACGACUGAUCUUCAUCACCAGCGGCACAAGCACCCUCACAGAACACGACAAUCUAGCGAUGGGUAUAAACCGUUCCCCUCCCAAAGGCUGGCUCAAGAAAGCGUUUGCAGUCACGGCGUAUCGAGCGGCCAAAACUGGCAUGAACAUGAUGAUGCUGGAAUGGGCCCGGAUCCUUAAGGAGGAUGGCGUGAAGGUGUUCGCAAUCAGCCCCGGCAUGCUAGCCACAGGUUUGGGUGGUGAUCCUGAGGCUAUGAAGAAGAUGGGGGCAAUCGAUCCGAACAUUGGAGCGGAACUUGUUCGCGAUGUCAUUGAAGGUCGUCGGGAUGCAGAUGUUGGAAAGGUGGUGCGCAAGAAUAAUGUUCAGCCAUGGUAG
Alternaria atra is the source of this 798-nucleotide messenger RNA. RefSeq lists its product as uncharacterized. The transcript is spliced from 2 exons. The coding region runs from base 1 to 798 and encodes 265 amino acids. The record is from RefSeq and is a predicted model, not a curated record. NCBI's taxonomy places the organism in Eukaryota, Fungi, Ascomycota, Dothideomycetes, Pleosporales, Pleosporaceae.